Symbiodinium sp. CCMP2592 is the source of this 591-nucleotide messenger RNA. The record is from the annotation of a GenBank genome assembly. Lineage: Eukaryota; Dinophyceae; Suessiales; Symbiodiniaceae.
AUGCUGGCUGGCUUCGCCUUUAACUUCCUCACCGCACCCAUGCCCAAGGACAAAGAGCCUUGUAUCUGGUUGGAGUUUUUCUACUUCUUCUGCGUGAGCACGGCCUUAGGUGCAGAGCUGGGCGUCAUCGUUAUUUCCAGCUACCUCUCAGUUUGGGCACCUUCGCUGGCCCUGCGCGGGAAGCGCGGUGCCGUUGAUCUGCACAAGGCGUGUGACACGCUGCGAGAUUACCAAGCGCUGGUCUUCUCUUGUUUCAUGUGUGGGUGGAUAGUGCACUUCAUCGCUAGCAUCCUCCAGGUCUGGAUUUUCUACAAGAGGUCCAUUGCCGCCUUCGUGUCCAUCCCGUUCUUCCUCUUCACGCUGGCCAUCAUCUGGUACCUCAUCGAUCUUCGGCAAAAGCUCAGCUUGGCAGAAACGGAGGUGGUCACGGGGAAGAUUUCCCACUUUCAGCCGUACGAACAGAUCGGGGAUUUGGACCACGGUCUGGCAGGAAGCGGGCAGCCAACCCGGGCUGGCGGAAGCCGCGGAGCCUACAGCCGCGUCCAGCAGGAUGCGCCGGAAAGCUUGCAGCCGAGGUCGAGUGGCAGCUAA